GUACAGAACUGCGACCGUCCCACGAUCGCAAACUACCUCUACACCUACUUCGACCUCCACGGUGUCGACGAUGAGGUGUACGUCUGUGGGGACAAGAAACGCGAGACGGUCACCGAAGGCCGACUGACCGUCAGCUUCAACAAGAAGCUGCAGUUUGACAGUCCUCUGGACAUCUUGUUCUCUCAGCUGUUGUCGGGGUUCAAGGCGCGCUACGCUGUACUCGCAAAGGAAGUCAAGGCCACGCCUGCUAUCUCACCUCUGGAAUCCGAGACACCAGCUCCUUCCAACGACAAUGGGCCCCUGCUAGACGAGAUGGAUCUCAUGGACAGCGACGCGGACGAUUCCGAGUCAGAUGGAUUUUCCGAUGAUAACGAGGAGCUGGAGGUUUCUCCCCAGACUCGAGAUCUAGCUGAGCAAGUCUCCACCCACGAACACGUGGUGCGCGCUUUUCUGAAGGCAUACGUUUCCGAUGGGUGGCACGGCGCACGGGUCGAGGACAACAUCCCGGACUGGUGGGCAUCCCAAGAGCAGGCUAUACUGGCCGUCACGAAGACGUCGGUCGCAAGCAACAAGAGGCGCAAGGUUGGACCGCCGCCGCCCGAUGUCGCAUGA
This is a messenger RNA of Dichomitus squalens LYAD-421 SS1, 612 nucleotides long. RefSeq lists its product as uncharacterized. Lineage: Eukaryota; Fungi; Basidiomycota; Agaricomycetes; Polyporales; Polyporaceae. The record is from RefSeq and is a predicted model, not a curated record. The annotation marks the transcript as partial. The transcript has a single exon.